GAGACAGCAAUUACUGGCUUUGCGAAUCGAUUGAUUGCUCAGGGUGUGCGUUCACACAGGUGAAAUCGUGUGUAGUAGAAGGGUUAAUGUGGCUGAAAAGGGGGCACGGGGACAAGCUACCCCGUUAAAGUGGAUUCCCUAUUAACACAUUUCCCAUCAUCUUGAUGAACGAACAGCAAUGUUCACAUGGCGUAUCCUAAUUGCAGUUCGCUUCCACCUUCGCGUACCUGGGUGAUUGGUACAGCGAGACGCAAACAAAACUUUCGAAAUACGCGAUAGUGUUUAAGGUGGGGUAGGGAAGGCGGUCAAUGAUGUAUACAUGUGUGUUCAGACCGUUCAUUAGCUUUUUAUACGCAUAUAAAAUAUUCAAAUCAUCACAAACCCAACGUUGCGCUCUGUCUUUUGGCGGACAAGAUUCGAUAUGAAUUCUUUUCGACUUUCUUUCCGAUGUGAGAUAGGUACAUAUGUUUUAUUUUUAGCAACACUAUCGUGCUGCGUAUAUCAAGUGUUUUGCGAGAACAUUACAAUUCGAGAAAGGUGCAGCGAUACACGUCCAAUAAUUAUCAUGACGGUUGAAACGCGCUCGUUGUCUAUAUGUUACUGGGCAGCUACCUAGUCCUAGUGACUGGCACAGUCAGAGGGACCGCCCAUUAGUUUAUCAGUUUAUCUAUCAUUUUAUCUUUAAUCGCAUACUAGCAGGCGGCGGAAUAAACACGAUUUCAUGUUUUAUGACGAUCAACGUAAUAGUAGGAGGCCUUUGUUUCAAUGGCUUGCUUUGCUCUCCGUUUGCAAUAACUACGCGGAUGCUCAUUCAAUUGCAACAGUGUAACGGCAACUUUCUUUUUUCUCUGCUUUUCAUUUCGUUUUCUGUAUUUUAGGAAUUAGUUUUCGCUAGGUUUAAGCAAAGUAAAAUGCAGCCAAUUAUUAAAUUUCUACUCCAAUUCAUCUCACAUCGUGGUAGAAAACGUGGUGUCGUAGGAAUUGAUGAUUAUCGCAAAACCAUUUUUUUCAUGCUCGUAGAUAAAUCUCGGUGAAUUGAGGUUCACCUUGAUUAAAUUCCAUCCACCCUUUUUUUUGGUUUGUUUGUUACAUUACAUCAUGUGAAUGGAUGCGAAUGAUGAUAGUAAACCAAAAAGGCGCCGUUGCUUCGAAACGUACGGCUCAAUAGUGAUCGGUAUAACGUGCUGAUAAUAGUGAUAAACACAAAAUUGAACACCUUCAAUAGCGAACGAGUUACCGCUUAUCAGCGACGAGUUUCGUUCGUACCGUCCAGAUAGCUUAGCCAGCUUUAAUGAUGAGCGAUCAACAGCGAGAUCAACAGUCGCAGCAGCAACAGAGGCAAACUGGUUUUGUCGCACUGAAAGAGCAUGUUUUGGCAAACAAACUGGAAACGACGCAAUGGGUGUCCCGCGUGCUAACCAUCUACUUUGCGCUAGGAUACGUUUUACCCUUCCUCUACGGUAACUCUGUAAAUGCAUACUACAAAGUGCUGAUGGCAAAUGCGGCCACCAGUGCCAUACGGUUACACCAACGUCUACCUCCAUUUAAACUUUCCCGUGCCUAUCUACAGCAAACAAUGCUAGAGGAUUCGUUCCACUAUCUAUUGUUUUCCUUAAUAUUCCUGUACGUGUACCCUAUGUUGGUGAUAAUCUUGCCGGUCGUACUUUUCUCCGUGCUGCAUUCCACGAGCUAUUCCUUGACCCUGCUUGAUACACUGGGACAGAACUCAUGGUGGGGUGCACGUUUACUGAUUUCGGUAGUUGAAUUCCAAACGCGCAACAUUCUAAGAUUUGCGGCGUUCUGUGAAAUUAUCAUUAUGCCACUGACGGUAUUGCUUGUGUUUUUAGGCAAAGCCGGCAUCAUGACGCCGUUGGUGUACUUCCAAUUUUUGGUAAUGCGCUACUCGUCCCGCCGCAAUCCAUACACACGAAACGUGUUCUACGAGUUGCGAUUAGUUGCGGAAAACUUUGCCAACGGCACGGGCACACCACCGGUACUGCGUAAAGCUCUACAUGCUGCGAUCGGUUUCAUCAGCCGAUUAGCACCACCUACACCGGUACCGCCGCAACAGCAGCAGCAAUAGUAGGAACAAAGUACGCCUAAACAUUUUAUGUUGUUUUGCACAUACCACCACCCGCGCAUAUACAUGAGCACGCACGCAUAGUGAACAUCAUACUGGUAGCAGGCCCACUUGGAUGGAUUGCCGUUCUUUUUUAAACGAUGGACGCAGAUCUACGCUUUCCUACAUGUGCAACGAUCGGUAGUGUGCACUGGAGGUUUGUUUUGCUGCGCCGAAAACAAUAAACAAAAUUCUAAAGAGGGGGGUUUUCACUUUCACGCGAGGCCGCAUUCUGCCACAUUCGAUCAAAUAUCAAUGGUAUCAGUUGCGGGCUUCAGAAGCAAUCAUCUACAUCCGUUACAUGUAGCUCCAUUUGAAUUGUGUUUUUCUAUCUUCAUUUUAUGUUCCCCAUACCUUACAAUAUGUUUGUAUACAAUCAAAGGCCGUUUGUUGAUUACUAUAUUUUUAGGGUGAAUGAAUGCGUAAAUAUUACGGAAAUGGAAAUAAACAUUGUCACAAAAUGAG
Anopheles funestus (African malaria mosquito) is the source of this 2584-nucleotide messenger RNA. RefSeq names its product Krueppel homolog 2 (gene Kr-h2). The transcript has 5 exons. The record is from RefSeq and is a predicted model, not a curated record. Bases 1292 to 2083 code for a protein of 263 amino acids. Gene Ontology annotation, biological process: membrane organization; endoplasmic reticulum tubular network organization. Gene Ontology annotation, cellular component: endoplasmic reticulum; membrane. NCBI's taxonomy places the organism in Eukaryota, Metazoa, Arthropoda, Insecta, Diptera, Culicidae.